Molecule: messenger RNA, 1746 nt
Organism: Rodentolepis nana
Lineage: Eukaryota; Metazoa; Platyhelminthes; Cestoda; Cyclophyllidea; Hymenolepididae
Source: the annotation of a GenBank genome assembly
GCUCAAACUGCACGAAGUGUGGCUAAGACAGCAGAAACACGAGCUGAGGAUGCGAAAAAUAUUUCGGACCAGGCUCGAGCAAUCGCCACCGAAUUCGCUUCAGAUUUUAUGCAGAUGGGCGUUCAAUGGGAAAGGAACAACCCCUUUGCGCAUAUGAUAACUCGAGGUGGAACACCGUCAGCUACAGCUCAGGUUAACUCUAAUGGAGUGACAAUGCGACCUGCCAACACAAACAAUCUCUUUGUAAAUAGCUUAGAAGUCAGUGGGGGUAAUCGAAGAGGCAGUUUUCGUUCGAGUUUCAAACGGAGCACCAGUGGUGUUCUCAAUGAAAGCAAUCUGGAUGGACCCAGAAUGCAAGACGUUGCUGAUAAUGAAAUUAAGCCGGAGGAAAUGAAGGUCCAACUGGCUCCUGUUCCUCAACGAGUGCACCAAUUUGCAAAGGUGCAGAAUUUGGAGGAAACGCAGUUUGAGACUCUUGGAGGACCUGUUAAAGCUGCUUUAUCUCCUUCGCCGCAGAAGCCAAUACCAAAGUCGCAGACAACAACGUCAAAGAAAUCACCGGUUUUGCACACAGCUCAAGUGGUACUAUCAAAUGACACACAGAUUCACACAGCCACUAUGGAGUUUGUCAGCAGUAUCUCAAAGUCUCCUCCACCAAUCAACGAACAGAGAGUCUCUCAGGGUAGACCCGCGGUUCGAGCUGCCACUUCCGGUGCCACAGGCCCGCCACCCCUCUCGGCCUUCGAUCUUAUGAAAUCGGGAAAAAUUCCACUCACCUCAACAGAGAAAAAGAUGACCCGUCGACGAACCCUCCCCUCAAUUCUAACCACUCCACCCUCCGGUGUUGCUACUCCACAGGCAAGCAGUAAAAUGUCCACCCUUCAACGACCUGGAACACGUCUUUCUCCCUCUUCUCCAGCCUCGGCUCUAGGGAAUCCGGCUGGUGAAAAGCGCUUUGCAAUACCUGGACUCUCCUCCAAUUUGGAUGAUGUUCAUCAUAGCACCGAAGAUUUAGUGGAGACAUAUAUUAUUGAGGAUGGAGUGAAGAAGAGAGUUCAGCCGACUAGAGCAUCUGAAGCUGGUGCGUUGUUGGGAAAAGGAAAUGCUAGUGGAGCUACUGGCGCCUUGAGACGUGGUCAUGCUGUCUCGCCUGAUCGACGAUUCAAAGUAGGUGAUGAAGCGCGACGAUUGGCUGGUGGAACGGGAGCGGAUUUCGAUACUGGCGAGUUAUUACCACUCCCAGAUGCGUACAAAAUCGAAUCAGUUGGAAAUCUGCUUAAAGGAGGUCUGGAAGCCAGUAUGCCAGAUGUUUCUAAGGGAGUGGAAGGAAUGUUGCUAAGCAAGGGUGGUCCUGGAGCACCUAGACUUGGUAUUGGUGGAUUCCUGACUCGAGAUGAGGUCUGCCGACUGGGACAACAAAGACGACACGAACUUCUCCUCGAUCGAGAACGAAAGAAACGUGGAGAAAUCAUCAUUCGAUUGGCAGAUAUUAAGGAUUGGCUGUGCGCUAACAUCGUGAUUGUGCUGGUAUUACUGUUCAACCUCUUCCUGGCUUUCCUCUUUAUCAAUUUGAUCAACAACGCUGGCAAAAUGGGACCCCAAACAGGUCAAGUUGCCGAUUUGACACCCGAAGAAAAACGCGCAGCGGCAAGUGCAGCGGCGGAAGCAGUUCAGAAGGCGCUGCGCGCCGCAAACGCUGCUUCUCGUUCCACACCAUCGGUGCCCCCUCGACCUCCCAGAACAUAA